Molecule: messenger RNA, 3255 nt
Organism: Carlito syrichta (Philippine tarsier)
Lineage: Eukaryota; Metazoa; Chordata; Mammalia; Primates; Tarsiidae
Gene: MAP3K9
Product: mitogen-activated protein kinase kinase kinase 9
Biological process (GO): protein phosphorylation
Molecular function (GO): JUN kinase kinase kinase activity; ATP binding
Source: RefSeq, a predicted model, not a curated record
GAGGAGGGGGACGCGGGCCCCCGGGAGUCGCGCACCGCGCCACCCUACUGGACCGCCGUGUUCCAGUACGAGGCAGCGGGCGAGGACGAGCUGACUCUGCGGCUCGGCGACGUAGUGGAGGUGCUGUCCAAGGACUCGCAGGUGUCUGGCGACGAGGGGUGGUGGACUGGGCAACUGAACCAGCGGGUGGGCAUAUUCCCCAGCAAUUACGUGACCCCGCGCAGCGCCUUCUCCAGCCGCUGUGCGCCCGGCGCGGAGGACCCCAGCUGCUACCCGCCCAUCCAGGUGUUAGAGAUUGACUUUGCGGAACUCACCCUGGAAGAGAUCAUUGGCAUCGGGGGCUUUGGGAAGGUCUACCGUGCUUUUUGGAUAGGGGACGAGGUGGCCGUGAAAGCAGCGCGCCACGACCCUGACGAGGACAUUAGCCAGACCAUUGGGAACGUCCGCCAGGAGGCCAGGCUGUUUGCCAUGCUGAAGCACCCCAACAUCAUUGCCCUGAGGGGCGUGUGUCUGAAGGAGCCCCACCUCUGUCUGGUCAUGGAGUUUGCCCGUGGAGGGCCUUUGAACAGAGUGUUGUCUGGGAAGAGGAUUCCCCCGGACAUCCUGGUGAAUUGGGCUGUGCAGAUUGCCAGGGGGAUGCACUACCUACACGAUGAGGCCAUUGUCCCCAUCAUCCACCGUGACCUCAAGUCCAGCAACAUCUUGAUCCUCCAGAAGGUGGAGAAUGGAGACCUGAGCAACAAGAUUCUGAAGAUCACCGACUUCGGCCUGGCACGGGAGUGGCAUCGCACCACCAAGAUGAGUGCAGCAGGGACAUACGCCUGGAUGGCACCUGAGGUCAUCCGGGCCUCUAUGUUCUCCAAAGGCAGCGACGUGUGGAGCUAUGGGGUGCUGCUGUGGGAGCUGCUGACAGGCGAGGUGCCCUUCCGGGGUAUCGACGGCUUGGCUGUGGCCUAUGGAGUGGCCAUGAACAAGCUUGCCCUUCCUAUUCCUUCCACGUGCCCAGAACCUUUUGCCAAACUCAUGGAAGACUGCUGGAACCCCGACCCCCACUCCCGGCCAUCCUUCUCAAGCAUACUGGACCAGCUGACCACUAUAGAGGAGUCAGGUUUCUUUGAAAUGCCCAAGGACUCCUUCCACUGCCUGCAAGAUGACUGGAAACAUGAGAUUCAGGAGAUGUUUGACCAACUCAGGGCCAAAGAAAAGGAGCUGCGUACCUGGGAGGAGGAGCUCACACGGGCUGCGCUGCAGCAGAAAACCCAGGAGGAGCUGCUGCGGCGCCGGGAGCAGGAGCUGGCGGAGCGUGAGAUCGAUAUCCUGGAGCGUGAACUCCACAUCAUCAUCCACCAGCUGUGCCAGGAGAAGCCGCGGGUGAAGAAGCGCAAGGGCAAGUUCCGGAAGAGCCGGUUGAAGCUCAAGGAUGGCAACCGCAUCAGCCUCCCCUCUGAUUUCCAGCACAAGUUCACGGUGCAGGCCUCGCCUACCAUGGAGAAAAGGAAGAGCCUUAUCAGCAGCUGCUCCAGUCCCCCAGCAAGCCCCACCGUCCUUCCUCGCCUCCGAGCCAUCCAGUGUGAGACUGUUUCCCAAAUUGGUUGGGGCCAGAACACACAGGGGCACCUGUUCCCCGCUCUGUCCAGACCGAUGGUCCAGGCUUGCACCAUCCAUAACUUCUGUCACCUCUCCUGGACAAUGUGUAGAUACGUGCACAUAUUGACACCAGGCGAAAGCAGCAAAACCUGGGGCCGGAGCUCCAUCAUCCCGAAGGAGGAAGGGGAAGAGGAGGAGAAGAGGGCCUCCAGGAAGAAGGGACGGACCUGGGGGCCAGGGACACUUGGUCAGAAGGAGCUCAGCUCUGGAGAUGAGGGCCUCAAGUCCCUGGUCGAGGGGUACAAGCAGUGGUCAUCCAGCACCCCCAACCUGGGGAAGGGCCCCAGGAGCAGCCCGGCCCUGCCAGGGUUCACCAGUCUCAUGGAGAUAGAGGACGAGGACAGCGAGGGCCAGUGGACUAGAGAGGGUCGCCUGCAGCACUCACCCAACCAGUCCUACCUCUGCCUCCCGUUCCCUCGAGUGGAGGAUGGCGAGGGCCCCUCCAGUGAGGGAGGCCAUGAGGAGCCUACCCCGGCCAACUCAGCCACUAGUACCCCCCAACUGACACCGACUAGCAGCCUCAAGCGGAGCGGGGCCCACCACCGGCGCUGUGAAGUGGCCCUGCUGGGCUGUGGGGCCGUGCUUGCGGCCACAGGCCUGGGCUUUGACCUGUUGGAAGCGGGCAAGUGCCUGCCACUGUCCCCGGAGGAGCCCGAGCCCCCCACCCGGGAGGAGAAGAAGAGGCGGGAGAGUCUUUUCCUGCGGGCCAGCCGUCCCCGGCGGAGCACCAGCCCCCCAUCCCGGAAGCUUUUCAAGAAGGAGGAGCCCUUGCUGUGGCUCGGGGACCCCGCGGCAUCCCUGACCCUGCUGUCACUGUCCUCCAUCUCUGAGUGCAACUCCACCCGCUCCCUGCUGCGCUCCGACAGUGACGAGAUCGUGGUCUGUGAGAUGCCUGCCAGCCCAGCAGAGGCCCCAGCCUGUACUCACAACCCUCUGGUCAACGUCUGCGUGGAACGCUUCAAACAGGACCCCCGCCAGUCUCUGACCCCCACCCAUGUCAUACUCACGGCUCCCACACAAGCCAGCGGCCACCGGCGGACUCCCUCUGACGGGGCCCUCCAGCCUGCUGUGCCCCCAGCCAGCAGGAGCACCUCCAGCAAUGGGCUGAACCCGUCUCCUGGAGCAGGAAUGUCGAAAACGCCUAGUCCCAGCCGAGACACCGGAGAAUUCCCCCGUCUCCCCGAUCCCAACGUGGUCUUUCCCCCGACUCCAAGGCGUUGGAGUGCACAGCAGGACUCUGCCCUGGAGAGACCCAAGACCCUGGAGUUCCUGCCACGUCCACGGCCCUCUGCUACCCGGCAGCGGCUGGACCCCUGGUGGUUUGUGUCGCCCAGCCAUGCCCACUGCACCUCGCCUGCCCACAGCUCCGGCACCGAGACGCCCAGCAACCUGGACUCUUGCCUGGCCAGCAGUAGCAGCACUGUGGAGGAGCGGCCCAGCCUACCCACCCUGCUCCCCUUCCAGGCAGGGCUGCCCCCAGCCGAGCGGACACUGCUGGACCUGGAUGCAGAGGGGCAGAGCCAGGACAACACCGUACCGCUGUGCAGGGCUGCACUGGGCUCCCAUAGGCCUGCUUCGUACGAGCUCCCGCAGGAGUUCUGGUCGUAG